AUGGAGAUCAACAACAUGAUGAGAAGGAAUAGUUCCCCAAUGCUUAUCCAUCCAACAUCUAUCAAUGGACAUGCACAUCAACAGCCAAUUGCAUCCAAGCCAAAGCACGACCAUUCGCACGAGUUGUGCCGUGUCUGCGGGGAUAGCUCUGCGAAAAUGCACUACGGCGUCCUGACGUGCUUUGGAUGCAAAGGCUUCUUCCGUCGUGCCCUGAAGCGUCCAACCGAAUACCAGUGCCGCCAUAAUGGAACAUGCGUGGUGGAUAGACAAGAGAGGAAUUCAUGUAGAUAUUGUCGAUUCAAGAAAUGUCUCGAUGUUGGAAUGGAUCCGAAAGCCGUUCGGCCGGACCGUGACGCGACCGGACGACAUCAAGGGAGGGCGAGAAGGGGAAGACAACAGACAGAUGAUGAGGGGGAAGUCGAUUCGGAAUGGACAAGGAAGCUGCCGGUCGAUAUGAGAACGACGUUGAUGCAGUUAAUGAACACUGAUGUUAUGGUAAACAGCGGUGAUGCGCCAUCGGAUGCCCGUUCGAUCUACCCUCUUUCGUAUACAUUACGACAAUUAUUGGAGGAUACCUCACUUUUGGACGGCAAAAAGACUGAAAUCAGAUACGAGGCAUUUCGACACGUCGAACAAGUCGAAUUACCCGCUAUUGCACACAGAAAUCUCCUUGCUGUGAUCGAUUGGGUUGAUCAUUUGUGUGAUAUGAUGGAUUUGCAUAAUGUUGAGGAUAAGCUAGCCCUCGUGAAGCACGGCUACGCUCCCCUGCUCGUGCUCUCCUUCUCGGCAGCCUCAGCCUCGUGUACUCGUGCUCACGACGUGCUCUGCCUCUGCAAUUAUGGAUGUGUGCCACGGAAUGCGUCGAAAGUUUUUGAUGAUCCAUACCAUCUCGCCAACCGUGUUGUCCCCCGUACCCUCGACGAGCUCGUGCUCCCCUUCCGCCAGAUGAGCCUCCGGGAGGAGGAAGCCGUCCUGCUCAAGGCCAUUUUGCUGCUCAAUUCUCAAUGUCGUCCCCUCUCAGCCGAUGCCUCAGAAGCUGUAGCCGAUCUUCGAGAUCGUAUGCAAGAGACAUUAUACCAUGUCGUCAGAGAAACACACCCAAAAGAAGUCGCGUCCAGCCGAUUUGGAAAUCUUCUGCUGCUACUGCCAUCUGUAUAUCUAAUUGGGAACAUUGUGGUUGAAAAUCUUCAAUUCGUCGAUUCCAUCCUGCACACUUUGACGGAUCCAUUGAUGAGGGAUUUCUUGUCGCUACAAGACGAGGAAGAGGACACGCAUAGUAUUCACGCGGAACAGUUGCAGAUCCUGGAUGAGCGCCCUCUAUCUUCGAGUCUCUCCCACUCGGCCUCAUCUUCAUCCCUCGAUUCCCUUGGCAGUCAUUAGCACGGAGGACCCGAACAAGAUUACCCAGUGAUGGACGUGGACCCGCAAUGCCUCCCCCCACCUCCACAAUGUUCCAUGGGUCAACCACCACCUCAACAGCAGCAACAGCAACAACAGCAACAACGAAUGCACCAAACCCCUCCCGAAUCCCCCAUGGACCGCCCACAAUUCUUCAUUUCGACGGUCGAGAGCACGAAGCAUAAGUUUACCGUCACCACCUCACUUGAUAAUCGAUAUCAAAACGGAAACUACGCUCCACCGCAACAGGCUCCAGGGAUUUCAUCCAGCCCGUAUUUGGGACAUAUGAAUGGAAUGCCCCCGCAGGGUCAGCAACAACUCGCCCGCACCAACUCGCUGCCUCCACAUCAGCAAUUCGUGUCAAUCCCCGUCUACACCCAACAACCCCCUAAUUAUCCACCUCAACAACAACAACAACAGCAGCAUCAUCAGCAUAUGGAGCUUGACGAUGCCCCGAUGCCCCCGAAUACUUACUAUAAUUGUCAG
This is a messenger RNA of Mesorhabditis spiculigera, 1884 nucleotides long. Lineage: Eukaryota; Metazoa; Nematoda; Chromadorea; Rhabditida; Rhabditidae. The record is from the annotation of a GenBank genome assembly.